Molecule: messenger RNA, 630 nt
Organism: Cynoglossus semilaevis (tongue sole)
Lineage: Eukaryota; Metazoa; Chordata; Actinopteri; Pleuronectiformes; Cynoglossidae
Product: rab11 family-interacting protein 4B-like
Exons: 2
Coding region: 2-373 (123 amino acids)
Biological process (GO): regulation of cytokinesis; endocytic recycling
Cellular component (GO): cleavage furrow; recycling endosome membrane; midbody
Source: RefSeq, a predicted model, not a curated record
AAUGACAGACAAGCUGGAGGACACCAGUCUGCGCCUCAGGGACGAGAUGGAUCUUUACAGGAAAAUGAUGGAGAAACUGAAAGAGAACAGACUUCAGUUCCAGAAGGAGAAGGAGGCCAUGCAGGAGGUGAUAGAAGACUUGCGACGAGAACUGGAGCACCUUCAGAUGUUAAAGCUGGAAGGAGAAAGACCUGGUCGCAGCCGCACGUCCUCCACCAGCAUGGCAGACUUUAACAGCAGGAGCAGAGAGAUGGAGCUGGAACAUGAGGUCAAAAGGCUGAAGCAGGUACAAGUGAACUUUAUACAGAACUCUUCAUUUCAUGAUCCUGCGGCUUGUAUAACUUUCUGCCCGUUCCCACUCUUUUGUGUAUGAUGAGGUUUGAAACGUACGUUUUACAGAUAUUUUUAAUGCUGAUUUGUUUGAAGUAUUUUUGGGUAUGGACAUUUACUUGCUGACACAUUCAUUGCUUAUUCCUUGGUGUAGGUUUGUAUAUACAGCAGCAUAUCUGCUGUUUAUUUUUCACCUUCAUAUCUGUUCAAAGUAAUAUUGUCAUUUACCUGAUUUACCAGGUGCUAAUAUUAGGGUUGGUCUCUUGGGAAUACCAACAACAGAUAGGAUGUUAUUUAUUU